UCGCUAGAACAAAGCCGCGCCAAUCCAAAAGCCCAAACUGAAGAAGAAGAAGAAACUCAGAUGGCACUGCUUCAAUCCAAUCUUCAUCAUCAUCUCCAUUAAAGCUGCUUAAAAAUGCGCAGCCUCACUACUCUGGGUCUGACUCUCAGAUCCUCCUCCUCCUCUUCUCUUCCAUUCACCUGCAACUUCCGCUUCUUCUCUCCUCCUUCUUCUUCUAGACUCUACAGGCGAUUUCAUUUCCUCAAACCAUGUUCUUCCCUCAAACAAACCAACAAGAAGAAGCAACAGUCUCUCCCGUCUACCGCCCCGCCUCCUCAGAGUCUCCGGUGGUUCUUCAAUCCCAAAUCCAGUGAUGACGAUAACGACGAAGAUGAUGCUAAGUCUGAGAGCGAUGACGAUGGCGGAUCGGAAGGUGAUGCUGCUAUUAAGGGUACUAUAUUAGCCGGAGUUUUGUUGAUUGGUACUGUUGGUGGAUUCGCCGGCGUUGGAUAUGUCUAUAGGGAUCAGAUUAAUACGUUCCUCACUCAAUUCUCCACUUACAUCGAAGGUUAUGGUACGGCUGGGUAUGCUCUGUUCAUUGCCGUUUAUGCUGGCCUUGAGAUAUUAGCCAUUCCGGCUCUCCCAUUGACAAUGUCGGCUGGUCUUCUCUUUGGUCCCCUUGUUGGUACUAUCAUAGUUUCUAUCAGUGGAACAAUGGCUGCUAGUGUUGCUUUCUUAAUUGCCAGAUACUUUGCCCGAGAGCGAAUCCUUAAGUUAGUUGAAGACAACAAGAAGUUCCUCGCCAUUGAUAAAGCAAUUGGUGAAAAUGGGUUUAGAGUUGUUACUCUGCUUCGGCUAAGCCCUCUACUUCCUUUUUCUCUUGGCAAUUACCUGUACGGGUUGACAUCUGUGAAGUUUGUGCCUUAUGUAUUAGGAAGCUGGUUGGGUAUGCUUCCAGGCUCUUGGGCUUAUGUCAGCGCAGGGGCUUUUGGACGAGCAAUCAUUCAAGAAGAAUCUACUGUUGGCUUGCCUGGAGGAAAUGGCCAGCUCUUAACGCUCGGGUUAGGUCUGUUGGUUACUGCAUUGGCUGCAACAUAUGUGACAGGCCUUGCGAAGGAUGCUAUAAAGGAUAUUGAUGAUGAUAAGUAGAGAGAGAUGCAAACUAAGAAAAGCCGGCAAAUGGAUAUGGUUUUUGACUCUCUAGGAUUUGAUAAAAAAACUUAACAAAGUAUCAUGUACCAA
Messenger RNA from Arabidopsis arenosa, 1221 nucleotides. Lineage: Eukaryota; Viridiplantae; Streptophyta; Magnoliopsida; Brassicales; Brassicaceae. The record is from the annotation of a GenBank genome assembly.